AUGUCCUGGAGUGAAGCCGUGUCUAAAGUUCAGCCUGAUAAUGAGAGCUCAAUCUGUAAAUUGGUAUCCCUUAGCAAGACUUUCAAGGGAGAAUUCCCUGCUCAACGAGAAGCACGAGAUAGAUAG
Messenger RNA from Sclerotinia sclerotiorum 1980 UF-70, 126 nucleotides. RefSeq lists its product with no specific name. The record is from RefSeq and is a predicted model, not a curated record. NCBI's taxonomy places the organism in Eukaryota, Fungi, Ascomycota, Leotiomycetes, Helotiales, Sclerotiniaceae. The transcript has 2 exons. Bases 1 to 126 code for a protein of 41 amino acids.